This is a messenger RNA of Phoenix dactylifera (date palm), 1937 nucleotides long. RefSeq lists its product as uncharacterized. The record is from RefSeq and is a predicted model, not a curated record. NCBI's taxonomy places the organism in Eukaryota, Viridiplantae, Streptophyta, Magnoliopsida, Arecales, Arecaceae.
CCACAAGCCCCAACCCCACCGCCCCUCCUCCCACUCCAUUGUAAUAAAAGAAUAGAAAAAAGAGGGAGCAGCAGUGGAGACCGAAGAGAAAGGAGCCUUGCAGCACAAUUCGCUCCCUUGCCCUCCACUCAUUGCUACAUUCCUUCCAUCACGGUAUGCAGGGGAGCUAUAGAAGGAGGGUUGCAGCUAGAAAUGGUGUGGUGGCGGGCUCGGUCUGGGAGAGGAGGAUGAGAAUGGAUGAAGUGAAGGGUGGGAUCAAUGUGUUCAAGGGCCGCAAAGAUGAUGGGAAUGCCGAGGAGGAUGGGCUCAGAGCGCACCCAAGGCUGAGGCGAAACCAGAGCGACAGCGUCUCCAUGGAGAGGAGGAAGAGGAGGGGUUGGCGGCCGCCCGAGCCGGCGGCCAGUGGCUCAAUGGAGAGAAGCCCAAUUCAGCUGAGGAAAGCGAAAUCAGAAUUGUCGAAUUCUCCGAGGAUUCGCCAUGGGCAUUGUGGGGAAAUUGGUGAGGAGAAGGAUUUUUUGGACGGUGCAGGGAAUGGAGGUGGGGUUGGGGAGAAGAAACAAGUGCUGCUUAUAGGUGAUGGGCGUGAGGAUGGUGGCGAUGAAGAAGAGGAGGUUUUUGAGAUCGAGGUAGAGGAGGAGAAGAAGAGCUUCGAUGAUAAGGAAAUGGAUGUACCAGUGGAGAUACCAAAGAGUGUGGAGGAGGAGGAGAGAAUUAAUCAGAUCCCGGUCGAGAAGCCGAAGAAUGUGGAGGAGGAGGAGAGAAUUAAUCAGAUCCUGGUCGAGAAGCCGAAGAAUGUGGAGGAGGAGGAGAGAAUUAACAAGAUCCGUGGGGUAUCAGUGCCGCCCAUAGUACAGAAGAAGCCAAUGCCGCCGGUGAAUCGCCGGGCAAUUCAUCCGGAGGUUAUAAAAGCAACUUCUGUUGAGGUAGAAGAAGAAAUUUUUGUGAGCAGAUUCGGGACCAGCCAAAACAAAAUGCAGAACAUCGUGAAUUUGGUGAUGUGGAGGGAUGUAUCGAAAUCGGCAUUCGUCUUUGGUUUCGGGACAUUCUUCCUCGUCUCCUCUUCUUAUACCAAGGAUCUUAAAUUCAGCCUAAUUUCAGCAAUUUCCUAUCUGGCUCUUAUCUAUCUCGCUUUGAUUUUCUUUGUCAAGUCCAUUCUCCGAAGGGGAACUACCACAGGAUAUGAUGAAAGGGAUCAGAGGUAUAUGGUGGGAGAGGAGGAGGCUAUCUGGCUACUGAGGCUGUUCCUUCCUUACAUAAACGAGCUACUAUCAAAGCUGAGAGAUCUUUUCUCUGGGGACCCUGCAACUACAAUGAAGCUGGCGGUUCUGCUAUUUGUGAUGGCCAGGUGUGGAGGCUCCAUCACCAUAUGGACAUUGGCUAAACUGGUGUUCUUUGGAGUUUUCACCAUCCCAAGGGCCUAUUCUUCCCAUUCAACUCAGCUGGCAAAAUAUGGCAAAUUUUGGUUGGAGAGAACUAGAGAUGGUUGGGAGUCAUGCACCCACAAGAAAGCCGUCGUUGCGGCCAUCUUCACCCUCAUAUGGAACCUCUCCUCUAUUGUUGCUCGCAUUUGGGCUGUGUUCAUGCUGGUUGUGGCAGUCAAAUUUUACCAGCAAUGCAUAGUAGAUGGCUGGAGUGGGCAAGAGGAGUUGGUGGUGGACGAAGGACAAGAAGAUUCCCAGUCAGGACAGAACCAGGUCUUUGAACGACUACACCGUCAGAUGGGUGGGCCAAGUGUGAAGCUAAAGAAGGGGAUGUAACAGUAGGGGAUGCAAGGGAGAUAAUAGUGGUGAUGGCCAAAUUGGAAGGAUAGUGUAAAGGAGAAGAGAGGAGGGUGGGAGGUAUCAGCAAUCUUUUUUACGUCGGAGGCAUUUACACCAGCCACUGGAUUUCCUUGUAGACAGAGGCUAACAAUAAUAUUUAAUAUUUUUCAUUUAUAA